Cinclus cinclus is the source of this 759-nucleotide messenger RNA. It is a transcript of the gene TMEM51, whose product is annotated as transmembrane protein 51. The transcript is spliced from 2 exons. NCBI's taxonomy places the organism in Eukaryota, Metazoa, Chordata, Aves, Passeriformes, Cinclidae. The coding region runs from base 1 to 759 and encodes 252 amino acids. The record is from RefSeq and is a predicted model, not a curated record.
AUGGCCCAGUCCCGGGCCAACGGGUCCCACUACGCCCUGACUGCCAUCGGGCUGGGCAUGCUGGUCCUGGGCAUCAUCAUGGCCGUGUGGAACCUCGUGCCCGGCUUCGGUCCCCCCGACAAACCCGGCGGCCACGCCGGCAACAGCAGCAAACCCGACCGCGGCUCCGGGGGCAUCCUCAAGAGCAAAACCUUCUCGGUGGCCUACGUGCUGGUAGGGGCAGGGCUGCUGCUGCUCCUGCUCUCCCUCUGCCUCAACGUCCGAGACAAGAAGAGGCAGAGCCAAGAACUGUCCAUCGCUCACGUGCAGCACCAGGUGUCUGCGGAGCCCUCGCAGCAGGAGGACAGCCAAGAAGAGGAUGAAGACGUCUCCUCCCAGUACUAUGUGCCCAGCUACGAGGAGGUGAUGAACACGGGCUACUCUGAGCCCAGAGACUCGGACAGGAGCAACAGGCUCAGCGUCUCCCUGCCCUCCUACGAGUCCCUGGCAGGGUUGGACGAGGGCAGCCAGGCACCGGGAGCGGCGGGCACGGAGCCUGGCACAGAGAGACCACCCAGCAGGCACAGCUCCCGCCUCAGCAAGCGCCUCAAGCCCCUCAAGGUCCGCAGGAUCAAGUCAGAGAAGCUGCACCUGAAGGACAUCAGGUUAAACCUGGCACAGGGCAACAGCAGUGUCCCUAUCACGAUAGAGCCCCUCACCCCUCCGCCCAAGUACGAGGAGAUCCAGGAGAAGAUGCCGGUGAGCCAGCAAAUGCCUUAA